Molecule: messenger RNA, 3814 nt
Organism: Anas platyrhynchos (mallard)
Lineage: Eukaryota; Metazoa; Chordata; Aves; Anseriformes; Anatidae
Gene: NIPAL2
Product: NIPA like domain containing 2
Biological process (GO): magnesium ion transport
Cellular component (GO): membrane
Molecular function (GO): magnesium ion transmembrane transporter activity
Source: RefSeq, a predicted model, not a curated record
AAAUAAAAUAAAUUAAAAAAAAAAAAGAAAAAAGGCACCUGAAUGCCCUGGGAAGGAGCAGCAAAACCUGCUGACCAAUUCCCCUUCCUCUCCUACGCACCCUGAUGUAAAUCUUCCCCAGCUGAGGGUCUCCUGUUGCCCUCGGUCACGCUGCGUGCCCCUGGGUGCAGGGUGACCCACAGGCACAGCCUUACCCACACCAGGAAGCGAGUGCCACGUCCUCGUCCUGCUCGCCUCUGCUGCCGGCCACCUGUCCCCGCUGGCGUGACAGGGGGCUGAGGGCAGGGACAUGGGCAUCCUCCCCGUUUCGGAGCAAAAUGUGUUCUUUGAGGGGCCCCUCUCCGGCCCCUGGUACAGCAAGCACAAGACUCAGCUCUUGGGAGUUCUACUUGCUGCUGCUUCAAAUUUUUUGAUCAGUGUCUCUUUGAGUAUACAGAAAUGUGCUCAUCUCCGACUAGCUUGCCAAACAGAGCCGAAGCCCUACUACACGAGCAAGCUGUGGUGGUGUGGAAUUAUCCUCCUGGGGCUUGGAGAGGUGGGCAAUUUCACAGCCUACGGAUUUGCCCCCAUUGCCCUUGUCGCUCCACUAGGAUGUGUAUCUGUCAUAGGUACCGCAGUUAUUUCUGUCUUAUUCCUAAAGCAGACCGUGAGGGCUGCUGAUAUAUUGGGAGGAACGCUGGCAGUAGCAGGGACGUACUUGUUGGUGACAUUCGCUCCAAAUGUACCCCAAGAGCUCACAGCAAGACGAGUACAGAAUAACUUAGUAAGCUGGCCUUUCUUGGUAUAUGUGAUUUUAGAAAUUAUAACAUUCUGCAUUCUCCUCUAUUUUUACAAAAGAAAGGCUGUGAAGCACAUCAUGAUUUUGUUAAUGAUGGUAGCACUACUGGCAUCGCUCACUGUCAUCGCUGUAAAGGCUGUGGCCAGCAUGAUAACGCUGUCUGUGAAGGGGAAAAUGCAGCUCACUUAUCCCGUUUUUUAUAUCAUGCUGAUUUUAAUGGCAACUUCUUGUGUUUUCCAAGUCAAGUUCUUGAACCAAGCAAUGCAUCUGUAUGAAGCAACAGCAGUCGUGCCCAUUAAUUUCAUGCUCUUCACCACGAGCGCCAUCGUUUCAGGGGUCAUAUUUUAUCAGGAAUUCCAAAGUGCAGCUUUGCUGAGCGUGUUCAUGUUUCUGUUCGGGUGUCUCCUAUCUUUCCUUGGUGUAUUUGUAAUUGCAAGAAAUAAAAAAGAGGAGCAUUUACAAGUUCCUUAUAUUGACUGUGGACGUAUUCCUGGACAAAAAUUGACAGGCAAAAUACAACCAGAUUCUUAUAGUUCAUGCUAUGGCACUUUGAAUAAUGAAGAUGACUCGGUGAAAACUCAGAGCUGAAAGAAGAAAGCACCUUACCUUCCACUUAAUGAGAGGAACAGCACUGGAACAAGAAUUAGCAGCACCUUUUCAUUGGACAUAUUCGAGUCGACGUUGAAUUCAAUUCCUGCAUGUUGAUGAGUCAUAGCAUUAUUUAAUCCUACUUAAUUUAUCCCCUGGCUGUCCCAAAUGUGGUUUGAAGAUAAAGCAAGCCUUAAGAAAAACUAAAUAACCGUUAAUGAAUCUGAAUAUUCUCAUAGUAUAAAUGCCUCUUGGUGAUGACUGGGGAUAUUUUUAGAGUUUUAAUUGCCUAGAAAUGCAAAUAGGUGCAUAAAAGGGUUUUAAAAUUUGCUUUUGAAAACCCCCAGAUGUGCACAGAUGCUUAAAGACAAAGAUGGGAAAUGAGGAGGAUUUUCAUAAGAGACUUCAAAGUGUUCUGCUGUAUGUCUACUACCUUUAAAAAUCUGAUCCUUCCUGUCCGUGAGUCCAAAAUGUAGGCAUAUAUGCAGUAUGCCUAAACAUGUAUAUACAUUUUUAUUAUGUGCGGAGGGAAAAUCAUGAUUAUCUUCUGCCAUCAGACAUUCUCUUACCUUCAAAGGCAAUAAACACUUGUGUGAGAAGAGGGAAGGACAAGAACAUUUGUCACAAACAUGAGCACAAGCACACAUGCACGCAUUUGUGAGGCGCCCAGCCAAAACAGAGCUGGGGAACCUCGUGUGACAUUUUACAUCCCCCCUAUGCCUUGUGCACUGGGCUGUACUAUAUAUUAAUACACCCUAGUCCAAGGUUUAGCCACUGUUUUCAGGAAAAGGGGGUUUUAAUGAAGGAAGUGCAAAGUUCUGUAGAGGAAAUGGGGGAUCCAGGCUCCCUCUGUUGAUUCAUCUUGAAAAUUAUUCCUAAAAUAGCAAAGUAGGGCAAAUCCCACCUCCUUGCUAAACCAAUGGUUAUCCUGCAUGAGGAAAGGCUGUAAAAAACAGGGUCACAAGAGUCCCAGCACAUUUUUUCCUUCAUUAAAUGGUAAUUUCUCUCUACACUCAUUUGGAAAGCUGGCAGCGAUAGGGACCAUAGCAGAAGUGGUUGAGUCUGGGAGGUCACAACAUCCUUCAGCCCCAGCCUCCUGGAAAAAAAGCUGCUUCUGAGCAUUAGUUGUGGGUCCAUUCACCCCUGCCUGCUGACACUGAUGUACCUCAGCCAGCACAUCAAUGCUCAGACACCUCCACUGCAGAAACAAAGUGCUCUUGAUAAGCAUUUGGUACUAAACCUUCAAGUCUUGGACAAGAUAAUUCCUUUGUGUUUGGAUUGAUCUGCUGUAAUGGAUAAGGGCCACAGGCUGUGUGCAUUUUGUUUCAGUGGGAUAUGAUGAAACGGGCUCUCUCUUUGUUUUGUUUUGUUUUUGUUUAGUGUAGUUUAUUAUUAUUUCAUUUUUAAAUGGUAUUUUAAAUGGUUCAGUCAAGGAACCACAGGACAGUUUGACUUCAAGCAAAGUGCACACAGAGAUGUAUUUUCUCCUGUGCAGUGAUGUCCUGGCAGCCAGGGCUUGGGGGACUUGUGAAGUGUUUUUUCAGCAUGGAUCUUUUCCAGCUGGCACAGUACAAGACUCAGGGUCUGCACCUUGCUUGUACCAGCUGCCUGCCCGUGGCCUUCCUUUACCCUCUUACAGUUUGAGUUCAAGUUUCUAAAGCUUAAAAUGCAAAACACACCUGAUUAUGUAUGCUUUCUCCAGGGAAUAAGGGCCUGUCUGUAUGCCCUCUAUGCCACUUGCCUCUUGCAAGUCAAAUUUAAGCCACUUUCUAAUUCUCAAGUGAGACCAUGUGCUAAAGGUGGAAAUUGGAUGCCUGUAGUUUUUCAUUCCAUGACCUGGGAAAUAAAAGUGGGGUGGUGGGAGAAAGGAUUUGGUUUUGUUUCUUUUUUAAAUUGUUGGCCUUGGGCUUCUUUCUGAAAUCCGUCUCCAUGAUUUAGGAGAGCUGAAAGAAAUUAUAAGGUCUAUCAGGUGUAGGAAUUUCUUUUCAAAGCAGGAAAUGGAAUGCAAAAAUCUAUGGCAAAAGUUAUUAUUUAUUUCAAGCUACCCUAUUUCUUCUCAAGCAACACUUCCUUUCAUCCUAUAGGUUUAUACAAAAAUUGAAGGGUUAAAAUGUUUUCUGUGAACUUGAAUGUAAUUAAAAAUAAUUUAUAGAGCAAAACACUGGCAGGAAUUAUGUGCAAUUAAAACUUGUGAUUUGACAGAAUUUUUGAGAUGUGAGCAUGUUCCAACAAAUUAACAUAUCACAGGGUCAGAGGAACGUGGUGAUGAGAAUUUAUUACUGCUCUCCAAAGAAAGGGACAUGAUUUGUUUCAAGAAUCAGUUUCUAAUCAAUGCCAUUUUCAGAUUUUGCUUGUGACACUUUGGUGAUAAGCAGCACAGACAAAUGCUUAUUAAAAAAAAAAAAAAUGUUUCACUGGAACAGAGAAAAGUCCUUGGAAGCCUUCUCU